Messenger RNA from Porites evermanni, 27180 nucleotides. Lineage: Eukaryota; Metazoa; Cnidaria; Anthozoa; Scleractinia; Poritidae. The record is from the annotation of a GenBank genome assembly.
UAGCUCAUAUUCGGCGCUGUCAGGGGCGAGAGAUGUCGCGAUACUCGAAGACGAAGAAACAUCAGAUUGGAGAAUUGUCCUUGUUGGUCAAUGGACUGAAUUUUUCUUCGCUGGAUGUGGGAUCGAUCAAGGAUGCCAUCCAGAAGCUCGAUGCUCGAUUAGAGGAAAACACGGGAAGGUAUGAAACGUUCUUCAGGGACCCCUAGGAAAUCACCCUAUUCAGACGGUCUCCCUUAGUUUUGCCCUAACUGAUCAUCAACGAAUGGCCAUGUAUUUUAUAUGCAUGUGGAAAGCAAAUUUGGCCCCCGUAAAGUGGCCCGCAUGCACGACCAUGUCUCUCUAGGGUAUAACGUUUCUGCUUGAUUUUGAAUUUUUUUUUUGUUUCACCAGAGUUUCUAUUACCGUCCUUAAUUUUUGUCGAAAUUCUCCUUUUAAUUUCUGAUCGCUGCAGGUGCAUCCGUUUUAAAAUUAUUCGCUUUUAGGUCAUAUCAGCAUAGCGGCUAUUAGGAUUAUGGAUAAACGUUCUGCUAGGGUUUUAACCCUGGCAACCUAGGUUGAAUACUGUAUAUGACUUACAAUAACAUCUUAAGACAUAGCUAAGACACAGAACGCCAUGUAGAGGGGGUUUACGGUAUUGCGAUGUAUUGAGGUUUUUUUCAAGCGGUAUUUCGGUAAUUUUGAUUUUAAAGUACGGUAUUGUGGUAUCAUUUAGCACUGCGGUAUGCGGUUUUUCAUCCUUUUGGCCAAUGGGACAUUCGGUAAAAGAUCUUUCAUGGUAUUGCAGUACUGUUCAUUGCACUCUCCUGUCUAAUGGACAUCAGUAUUUUUAAGGCUUUAGAUUAAUGAUAACUGAUUACACAAUUUCUGACAGACAAAAUUGGUAGAGCAUCCUUUUCGAUCGUUGUACUGAUCAAUUUGAGGUCGUCUCACGUUUCCUCGCAAUGGCUGAGGUUGAUUGCUGGUGCAUAAAUGCAUGAGAUAAACAAACACGCAAGAUGGACACAACUUUAAGUAAGCGUAUCUGAAAAUAAUUGCAGUAUCAGUAUUUCAUUGAUAUUUGACACGCUAUUUUGGUAUUUGCCAAAUUUUCUUACUGUAUUGUGGUAUUGGGUACCCCCCAACUCAAUGCCCCCCUCGAUGUACAAAUGAGCUUCAUGUUUUAUAUUAGACGCAAACUUUUAGAAUGCAUGCCUUAAUUUUAGAUUGAGCAGAAAAAUUUUUGCUUGGCCAGAUGCGGGGCUGGCAUGGAAAAAUUCUUUACUUUGUCACAUGGGUGCAUGGUAGAUUACUAUUAUUACUAGAAACAGUCACAUGAGAACAAGUCCGGGAUAACAAGACGUGAACCAUCUUGUCUUGUCUAGGACAUACUUAUACUUUGUACAAUUCACGUUUUAUUUAGGAUGUAUCUUGUCUUAAGAUGUGUCUUAUUUUUCCUUUUACAAAUAACCUUAAUAUAGCUUUAAAUGACAAGAUACUCUGUAUGCUUGUAAAAUGGCUUAAAAUGCAGUAUUAGAGACACAAUAAUUUCAUGUGAAAUAGAGGUGUUGAUACAAAGUUACAAAUCCACAAUGUUUAUGAGUGUUUAUACUUUAACAUGUAUGUGAAGCAGAAAUAUAUUAAGGUGGUGGGGAGGGUUGUUCUUUUUCACUGCACCUCUUCAUGGACAUUCCUCCACUUGUCCCAAUAUUUUCACCCCAAUUCACCUAUUUUCCCCUGUUUUCCCCACCCCACCCCAAAUGGUCCCCUAUUAUCCUCGCCCUGUCUCUAAGUUUCUCUCCUAAUAUCCUCAUCCUAUUCCCCUUUAAUGUCCCAUGUUACUGUCACCCAUUCUCCCAUUACCUCUUACUCCCCUCACCCCAGUCCCCCUAUUGUCAAGGCUGUGCUGUAAGAAAAAUUGAAGGGAGCCCAGUGCUCUAAACUUGUAAAAUACAGGGCACCCAGCAUGUGAUUUCUGUGAAAAAAUUAAGAUUUUUUAGUAGCCCAAGACUAAAAGUUAGGCGCUACAGGCCACUGGUUGCUGCUAGAGUACAGCCCUGCCAAUCCUCUGUUAUUCUCACUCAUUUCCACCAUUGUCUCUUAGGGUGCUUUCCAUUUCUCAGAACUGACCAGCCAGCCCAUUCCCAUCAUAAUGAGAAUUUCACUUAAAAUCAAAACUAACCAUCCAGAUCAGUCAAAUCCUAAAUAUUAUGUACAAGGGAGAUGGUUUUUCAGCAAACCUCUUGAAAAAAGCCUAUUUUUCAUUGCCAAAAUGUCUGGUCUGACCAUGAUCCAGCUGGCCAGUUCUGACUUUUGCAAAGCGCCCUUAGUAUCCUCACUCCAUUCCCCCCAUUGUCCCAUGGUAUUGUUACUUAUUCCCAUUGCAGUUGCCUCUUACUAUCAUUAUCCCUUCUUCCUAUUGUCUGCUAUCAUCCUCAGUCCACUCCUCCUUUUGUCCCCUGAUACCCUACCCCCUACUUCAGUGUUGUACUGUACUCGUGACACUGUUGAGUUUUGUGUUUAAAAUUCUUUCAAGAACGGUCUCCUUGUAAAGACAUCAUUGAACAAAAUCAUAAUUUCCCUUUACAUUAUUUUAUAGCUUGCAGGAAAGCUGGGGACAGUUUGUGGAUGUUUGCAAUACCAUCUCUCAAGACAGAAAUCAAAAUCCUUCUGAAUGGUUAAACUCAAGAGGGGCAGUUGAUCUUUUGGCAUCAUCCAAUAUUACACAGACAAAUGCCUGCUCGUAUGAGCCUAUUGCACUCAACUGUUUCUUGAACAAUGUGGUAAGCUUUUAUUCAUCUUGCAAGUGAACAUGAAUUUUUUCUUUGCUGAUUCUUGCAUAUUUAUAGCAUGGGAAUUCCAGGCCUUUAUAAGAUGGGAAGACCCUUGCUUAACAAUAUGCCAUUUGCAUGAUGGCAUCAUUUAACUACUACUACCAGAAUCCUUUGGGGUAUUCCUUUCUAAUGUGCAAAUUUGGGCCCUUGUUGUUUGAACCUCACUGGGAUUACCAAAUUUAAAUGUGAAAGAAAAAGAGAAUGAUUUCUGGUCUUAGUUGUAAGGAGUCAUCAUCGUGCAAAUGGCCAGCUAUUCGGGACUGAAUCUUACAUUUAUGUCCAAAACACUUGAAACCUUUGAGCAAAGUUCAUACAUGUAUAUGUUACAGGUCAAAUUUGAUUUCAGGUUAAAUUGUUUUAACCUAGGUUGAUUCUUGAAUUCCUUGGUCUCUUAGGGCCAGCUAGGAGACAAAGGAAUUGAGAAUCAACCUAGGUUAAAUCCAAUUUAACCUGAAAUCAAAUUUGACCUGUAACAUUAUAUAAUAAAGUACUGGUAAAAUCACUAACAAUGCAUCCUUCAAGUUAUAUUACAUUAGUUACAGUAUUUGUUGUAAAUCAGACUAUGAAAGGCAUAUCUUGUUGUUGGGGUUGUCAUUCAGAUUCAGGCACUAGAACGUAACCCUGGCCAAGAGGAGUCCAUCUUUGACGACCUGGUACAGUUUGCUUCCCAGCAAGGAAUUGUAAUGCCCUUUGGCCUUCCUCAGAAAGAUGGAGUCAGUGAACAAGAGGAGGUACCUUUAAACACCAUUGUAAUAGAAAAUGAACAAGCUACUGACAUCUUAUGGGAAGCUAUCAGGAGCAAACUGCGCAAAGGAUUUUGGGCUCUUCUGGCAAAUCUACCUCUGUUUGAUGAACACAGUGAGAUAUUUUGUGAUGAAAGGAAAAUAAACCUGUUACAAGACUUAUGUUUUCUUUAUCCUGCCAAUGAAAUUUGGAAGGGAUACAAGAAUUAUCGACGAAAGUUGAUGGACCAAUAUGUGAGAAAUGAAGCUUUGUUGCAAGACAUUGAAACAGAUCUGAUCCCACAUGAGGGUAACAUUCCUGGUAAUGUUGUAUCAUUUGUCAAGCUGUGUAAAGCUGCUGAAAUCAUGAUACACGAGGAUGCAGUAAUUUUGCAAGAGGGUAUUUUCCCUGACAAGGUGCCAAGCUUUGACUACAUUUAUGAUUCAUACUUAGUGAAGAUUACACAAGAGCUACAGUCUGUUUGCGAGUCUUGUAGUAGUAACAAGAAAAAUGAACAUGCAUCACUGAGUGAAGUGGAACGGCCAUCAGGUAGUAGAAGAGGCUCUAGUGUGUUGACUGUUAAACAGAGUGAUCCAAAAGAUAACCUUUUGGCUUACAAAUAUUUUUUUUGUGCCAUGGUUUCAUUGGAGCAACUGAUACAAAGGGUCACUACUCAGAGAUCAGAAAUGGAAGGGACAGGUACAUGUAAUUGGAGAGCUUAAGCGGGAUCAUUUUUGAGCGAUGUACGUCAAUGGGAAGUGGACGUUUUGCAUUCUUGGACAGCGAACUUGCCCAUAUUUUUGGGCAAAUCAUCUGCAUAUGAGUAAAGACUCUUACCAAGACAAAUCAAAGCAUAUUAAAGUGAAAAAGGGCACACUUCCGGUCGACAUGCGUCAAACAAAAAGACGUCUCUGCUUAAGCUCUCUAUUAGUACAUGAAAUACUGUUUUUAAUAAAAUUGACUGUAGUGAUGAUAAUGAUGAUGAUGAUAAUACUUAUAAUGAUACAGUGACUUUAAAUGCAAAAUCAAUGUACAUUGUAAAUGAAGAUAUAGGUGAAGCCCUCCAAAUUUUUGUUGAAUCCUGUUCGAACCCUGAAUUUUUUGGGGGGUGGGAGUAGUUGGAGCGGGGGGGGGGGGGGGGGGUUUUCGUGUUUUUUCACUAUUUUUUUUUGUUUUUUUUUUUAAAUUAAAAGAGGGAAAGGAUUUUUUUUGGUGGCCCCUUUUACUUUUUUUUUAUUGGGUUGUUCCUGGUUUAUAAAAGAUUUUUUUUGUGCUUUCCUUCUUUCAUCUGUUACUUUUUCCCCAGUUAUAUUUUUUUGUAGAGAUGGUGGAUAGAUAUAAUUUAGAUAAUAAUUAAUAUUGUAAUAGUAAAAUAAUAACAAUAAUAGGAAAAAAUUUGUUUGAAAAGUGUAGAGAUAGGGUGGGCGCCUCGGGUUUUUUUUGUGUGGUUUUGGGGGGUGGGUGGUGGGGGGGGGGGGGGGGGGGGGGGGGGGGGGGGGGGGGGGGGGCUGGCUUGUCAGUUUUUUCACUAUUUUAUUUUGCUUGUUUGUUUAAAUUAAUAGAGUGAAAGGAAUUUUUUUGGUUAGCCCUAUUCACUGAUUUUAAGUGGGCUGUCACUGAGUUAUGAAGCAUUUUACUGUAGCUUGCCAUCUUGCACUUGUUACUUUUCCUCAAGUGUCCAUGGUCAUUUCUUUGGCUACUCACUACCAUUACCUGUUAUAUUUCAUCAGGUCAUCUGUAACAGGUUGUAGGGUUUACGGGCCUUAGUGACAGACCAAGAUUUACAUUCAUGAGUUUAUAGCAUUAUGACUUCUUUUCUCUGCUGUAGUGACUAGAGUCGGAAAUCUACAGAAUGCAACCAAGUCCCCUUCCAGUCCAGUUUUGGGACACAGGAGCCCCAAUCGACAGAGCUCUAAAAAGGGCAAUCAUGCCGGCCUUUAUGUUGCAGAGGGAAAUCUACCUUUACCUUUUGGUAAGCUGAUAAAACAAUGCACGUUUGAAGUAAAUCUAUAUGCGUAGGGUUUCACUUGCUUUUCAUUAGCACUUGGUUGUGGUGGAGAAUAUAGUACCAUGGAAAUGUGAUGAAGGUGGCAGGAACUUGGAAGUUUAAGUUUUGUGAGCUUCACUUCCUCUUUUGAAGAGUUUUCAAAACAACAGCUUUUCAGAAGUACUUUCAUCCAUAUGACAUGAACUGUACAUCUAUAUGGGUAUAUUUUAAGCUGAAUGAGAAUUGAAACUUCCUAUUAUUUUAUUUGAUUGACAGGGCUGUAGAACCACCCCAUGAUCUUGGGCAAAAUGUUCCUUUCCACUUCUAAUACACCCAACUAAAAAAAAAACAAAAGAAAAGAAAAAACUAAUGCAUAGUUAUUUGCCUUUUAAAAAUGUACCUUGGGUUGAGAUAAUUAUUUCCCUUUGCAAAAUGGUGUUUAGAAGUCCAUUAAAAAAAACAAUUGAAUAACUGGUAACCAAGCAGCAUGCAAAAAAGUAGUGUACGAUAGCCCAGGGCUAGUGGAAUUUGCUAUCGGGCUACUGAAUUCUGUUAUUAACUUGCCCGACAGGCAAGUGAUCUUUUUUGAGGAAAUCAAAUAACAGAAGAACUGUGAAAUCAAUUCUGCUCUUCAAAAAGCUUUUGGGGCUAGUUGAGAUGACGUCUGGGCUAGUAAAUGUUGGCUUCAGCUUGCCUGAAUGGCAAGCUGUAAAAUGAUUUUCUUUGCACCCUGCCUAGAGACCCAAAAGUUUUGAAGUCUAGGGCCCGGUUCUUUAAAGGCCGAUUAGCGCUAAUCCAGGAUUAAAAUUUUGUUCCACUUUUUGUAUUUACCUUCCUAUGUUCUGCUUAGAGUAACAUUUUGUGUUAUCAUACCUAUAUCUUGUAGUAAAAGCUCAACAGUGUGUUGUAAGCUCGAGUUGCAUGUUCUUAGACAAGAAAACCUUGCUUAAAAUUUGGCUUAAAUGUAACCAUUUUUCUAGAAACCAGACCCAGUAGUUUUCAUUGUAGCCCUCAAAUAUUAGGACAGAAAAAAAUACUGGAAAAUAAAUAUAACAAAGUUAAGAAUCCCAACUGACUGGAGGCAAACUAGUGGGCUAUUUACAAGCGCAGGGGAGGAGUAGAACUCAGGACUAUCAAGAACAAAAUCCAGUUAGUGGUUAGGGUGGGAGUUGAACUUGGGGCCUCCAGACAAUUUGCAAUAGGCCUUAUCACGGUUUUCGAUGCCAUCUUGACGAGUAGGCAAGUAGGCGUAAAAUUACAGUGUUUGUAUGAGAAUCUGAUGUCGAAUAAUUUUUGUAAAACGUCCGUUUUGAAAAAACUAUGAAAUGUAAACUCAAGUUAUUAGACAAAAGAUUCUUUUCACAAAAUUCGAGGGCCUCGCCCGCCCUAGAAUCGCUUCUUUUAGUGACCUUUAAUUUCCAAUACAUUUGUCUGUAAAAAUGUUUUCCCGCCGACUAAAUUUCCUGGGAAAAAUUAUACACAAAUGUAUAGGAAAUCUAAAAAAGCUAUCGAGAACGUUUUAGCGCGAAUACAGCCCUCAAAGUUUGUCAGUAGAAUCCUCUACCUUGUAGCUUUAGUUUACAAUAUUUAAAUUUUUUCCAAACGGACGUUUUAUGAAGAUUAUUCGACAUCGGAUUCUCAUACAAACACUGUAAUUUUACGCCUGCUUGCCUACCUGUCAAGAUGGCGUCGAAAACCGUGAUAAGGCCUAUUUUUUCCAGUGGUCUAACCACUCAGCCAUGUUGCCUUCUGUGAGGAAUGGGUAAAGACUGACUUUCCUCUUAUUUAUCAUUUUUUAAAAUAUUCAUGAGUAACUCCAAGAUGGCUUGUGAAGAAGGGGGCUUUGAGACUGAAAGAUCAGGCAUUAAGAAAUUGAGACAUUCUAACCGCUGAAAUUUAAAAAAACAUCAGUGUAUACAGCUAAAUCAAAAAAGGUUGCUUUGGUAGUUGGUCAUUGGUAAUUGGACAUUGUGCAUUUGGGCAUAUCGAACAAUACCAUGAUUUACUUGAGUGAACACCUAAUUAUGAUAGCUUCCCAAUGCCCUAAGAAAUCUUUAUUGAAUCAGCUAUAUACAAUAGUCAUGUAAUUAUUUUUUGAGUGGUUUAUUGCAGCUUAAGCCCCUCAGAAUAAAGGGGUCUAUUAAAACAGUUUCAAUACUUGCGUGAUAUUACUCACUCUUUUUUGUUAAUUUCAGGUUCUGUUACUAGCAAAGUGGAUUCCCAAACCCAUAGCAUUAGUGGUAGUUUAUCCCAAAGCCAGUCAUCACAGUGGCCUUGGAGAGAUGAAUUCAAGAGUCACACUUCAAAGAUUUCAUUAUCUCUGAGUGAUAGUAUUAAGAAAAGUUGUGAAAAGGCUCUUGAUGAUGAGCUUCAGUCAUACCAAGUGUGGAAGAAGAUCCCUUCUGUUAAACUGAGAGGUUUGGAUGACAAUUGUAUAUACGCCACAUUGUAAAUGUCCUUGUUCACACCUGUGUUGAUUGUUUUUUUGUUUUUGAAAGCAUGACUGAUGAACCUAAGGGAUAAGGUUGAAAUUAUUUUUAAAAAGUCAGUAUGUAGAAUUCUUAACGUAUAUUAUUAAAAUUUUCUUUUAUGCUGCGAGAGACACUGUAGCUGCAGUUCUCCCCAUGCUAAUAGGAAAAGGAAAUUGAGAAUCAAACGAGACUGAAGCUGUUUUAACUUGAAUUUCAUUUUCACUAACCUCUUACAACUUGUCUUUAUUGAAUGAAUAAAGAUGUAACUCAAUUUUAAAUAUAUACAUGUACAGCUUAUUUUACCCUGCACACAGUUUCCAGGUUUUCAGUAUUAUUACUGAAGAAACAAACUGUAUUGUUCAAAUAUACUGAUAAAUGUACAAAUUUGUUGCUAUCUAUCCAGAUGACAUUGUUGGGGGUAAACAAGAUUAUCCCAGAAAAAUUGCAAAGGUAAAUGUGACACAGAAGUUCCUUUGAACAUGCCAACUUCAAACACAACAGCAUGGAAUGUUGUAUACAUGUGUACAUACUGUAAAUAACAUGGUUUAUACAACUGUAGUUCAUACAACAAGAAUUUUCUACACUAAUUGUGGGCAACAAGAGGAGCCGGCAAUCCUAAUCUCCAGGUUGUUAUUAUGCAUGCAUUGCAUGUAUGUAGCCAGGAUUCAUUUGGACAUCCACUUAGAAUGAAUGGAAUACACAUGAUGCAAUGCAAUCAUGCGCAUUUGUACCUUCUAUCACCUGUAAUCUGAUCACGUGUGUUUUGAUCAUCUGUCACAUGAAACUUAUCCAAAGCACAGCGCUGGAGCAAAAGCGAUUUAACCUUCGAUUGUUGUCGCUUGCACUCCGUAACCUUUGGCUAUAUUUACUAGUCUGUACAAAUUGUGAACACUAGUGAUGUCCAGUGUGGUUAUAAGCUCUACAUGUACAGUGUGGUGUGUCAAAGCUUAAAAGCACAAACAAUAAUAUGUUAUUUUAAUCUCUAUAUUGUAUCAGCUCUUUUUUUGUUUUACAGAGUUGUGCUGUGAUCAUGGAAAAUGCAGAUGAAGUUCUUCCACUUGCAAGCAAUCAUGGUGGCAAACUCUUCCAUGUUGUUAGGUCAUCAUUUGUGGACUCAUUAGAAGCCUGUCUCAAGUCUUAUCAUUCCAGAUUAAUACAGGUACGAGUAAUCAGAAAUUUGCUACUGUGUUUAAAUUAGUAAAACUAGAAACUGAUAUUAGUAAAACUAGCCACCCCUCCCCUCCAGGCAACCCACCCCCCUCACACCCCAAACAAAGUUGAAGUUUUAGAUGAGUGCUUUUUGUCCACAACAUUGCUGGGGGGUGGGGGCGGGGGGAGAGUGGGGGGAUAAACCUAAAACUGAUAAAAAAAUUGUCAUUAGGAGCAGAGUCCUAUGUAACAAUUACUUGGAAGGGUUUUUUCACACAGUCCCAAGUUCUUUUGUCCACCAUUGUAAACAAAAUUGUAAGCCAAUACAGGGGCACACACCUACAUAGCUCAUAAAUGCAAAUGGCUACAUAUGUUGAAAGACUAUGGGGAAUAAGGAAACCUUUUUGUGAACAUUUUGUUGAAGUAAUACAGCAUGUACCACAGGUCCUGCCAUUAAACCAUCCCGUUUCCCUUGUACCAGUGCCUUAACUGUAAAUGAAUUUAAUCAUUUUGUGUUGUAGCUGCUGUCAGACUUCCCCCAUCUUUGCAGUGUAGACUGUCUGUACAUUAUUCUCAGCAGUGCUGUGUUCAUAAGAAAUCACUUGGUUUAUUAUGAAGAUAUACUGGGCUCUGAACCAAGGUAACAAAUUACCUUUCUAUAUAAGGGCUCAAAAAAACUUGAAUUUCAGCAUGUCCUUUGGGCAAGCAGCUCUAACGUUUUGCUUGUAAUUGCCCGAAGCAACUACUUGUUUGUCUUAGUUAAUGCUUGAAUGGAAUUUAGUUGAAGAAUGACUUUCCUGGACCCUUGCACUUUGGAAGUGAGAUGUAAAAGUUACUUACCCAGCAAGAAAAUCUACUCGACUCGACUCAGACGAACAGACAAACUUUAUUCAAGCCAUUGCAAGCAUACAUGACAAUGAACAGUCAGAACCAGAUCCACAGAACAGAACUUGAAGAAAACCUAAAUUCCAGCAUGUCCUUCGGGGUACUUGCAUGCUUGCCUCCCUUUAUUAUUUAGUUGGACGAAAACUUUCUUAGGCCCUUGCACAUCGAGCAAGUGAGUGUGAAAAGUUACUGUCAAGUGGACAAAUCUUCUUUUCCUGGACGACCACAUGGAGUUUUCUAGAGCCCUGUAAAGAGGAUUAAUUCCUAUAUAUUAUACAAAUACACUAAUCUGUAUUGUACUUACUGUGUAGGUUAUUUUUAUUGCAUAUUUUUUGAUAGUUGACAAUGUCGUAAAUGAGUGGAAACUUUCCAUAAAUUCAUACAUUCAUUGCAACAAUCUUAUCAUUUUUUUAAAAGUAUAUGAAUUUUGUACAUAAUCAAUUUUUAUCCAAAAGUAGAUACAUAAAAUGGAUGAACAUUUUCAAGAUACACUUGUAGCCCUGUAGUGUACAGCAGAAAACUUAACUGUGAUAUGGUUGUCCAUCAAGGUGACUUUUCUCUUUGAUUUGCAGACGUCCCUUUCCUGUGUUACAUCGUCAGUUCAGUGAACUUGUUGAUAGCGUUAGUGAUCAAAUCAUCAGUUACCAUGAGACAAUCAUUUUAACAGUAAUACUACAGGAUACCCACAGUCACAAUUGGACAGGCCAUAGGCCUUUCUUUGAGGUAACAUGGUUACCCCUUUCUUUCAUGUUACUACUGUUCACUGCAUUCCUGGUAUGAAAAAUGUUUUUAAAAAAUGUCUGGGUCUUGAAAAAAGGGAUUUCCAUUUCUUUCAGAGUUGAGUUAAGUGGUUUAAAUCUUGGCCAUCAAAUUGUUUCGCGAUCAAGACUCAAGACUCCUUUACAAUUUUUUCUAGUAUUAAGAGGUCACCCUUGAUUAAAUAGUUACUAGCCAUGUCUCGCCUGUGUAGCCAGCGCAAUCAUUCUCGCAAGGAAAGUUUUGGCAGGGGAGCUGUGAAGCUGUGCACAGAAUGGGAAGGGGACGCUUUUGGAAUUUUCUCAUGCCUUCGGCGCUCGCUUCUCGCAUGUAUUGUAGUAAGAGGUUAGUUGGUAAUUUUCCAAGUGUAACCUUUAAGUACAUGUUUGACUGCGUAUGGGUGCCAGCAAGAAACUGUUGGGCGUAACCCUGUGAUGAACUGAUCUGCAGAGAGGAGUAAACUCUUACAACCCUGGAACACUUCAAAGGACCUUCCUCUCUUCCCCUUAAAAGAAUUGAAAACGGUUUGUCUUUGGACUUUUUGUUUUUGUUGGAUUUUCACGUUUCUGUAAGGGAAGACGGGGUGUGAUCAAAGUGUCAACCUUCCCGAUGGUUAGUAAGCAGGAUUGUUUGUAGGUGCAUCAAGUCACUGAAACAUGGUUUAUGUUCAGCUGUGGCUGGCCUUCUUAUUAGAUAUGUGUGCCUUUACUCUUGACAUUACUCACAUUCUUUACGUGGACAGGAUGAAAGAUGCUCAUUUUCUGUGCAGAUGUGGAACUUUCACCUUCAAGGUUUACGCCAUGAUUUAUGGACCUAUUGUCCACCUGAGAAAGCUCAGGAAAUAUUUACUUCUGUCCUUCACAGUUCUUUGGUUACCUUGGUAACAAGAUAUAGCAGAGUAACUCCUUCAGUAAGAAGAGUCAAGCAGUUCAGGUAUAACAAGUCCUCUAUGUAAUUACAAUGAAAUUUCCGCUCGCCAUAAAGCCUCUUGUAGUUAUGGGGUUAGAGCAUCCGAACUUAAACUUGGAGGGGCGAGAGUUCGAUUCUCACCUGAAGCUCGAAUUUUUUUUUGGAGCUUUCUGGUGCUGGAUUUCUCCCUUUUCCAAAUUGUGUAAUUAUUGUUUAUUUCACCAUUUAGUCACUUGAGAUGUAGAUGGUGGUAUUUCAAGAAUUUUUUAAGAAUUGCUACCAGACUUGUGAAGAAAGCAUUGUUAUUAACUUCUUUAUCACCACUAAAAAUUUUGUUUCGUUUUUUUAGGUCAGAUAUCACAACCAUCCUGUUGUCUACUCUGUCAUUCUUGUGGUUUUGCUGUAAAUCUGUGUCAUUCUUGCUAGAUCCUCAGAGUUCAGCGGCUCCUUUUCCAGCCAUUCACAGACUCUGCUCCUGUUUAUUGACUACACUGGUAAAAUAUCAAGAUCGUAUUUUCAAGGCUGAUGGUUUUAUGAUAUUAAAAUAAGCUUUUCCAUUGGUAUUAACCUCUCUUAAGCGACCACUUCACGGACAUCUCUACGUUCACUGUAUGUUCUAUGCUAGUCAGAGUAUACAAAGACCUUUUAGUGACAACUUGGUACUACACAAAUGUUAACGUAGAAAUUGUAUGCAAUAGUUACACCUAAUUACAAUAACGUUGUCAUAGAAAAAAGCAAAAAGCAAAAAGCCAAAUAGGAAUUAAUUAGCCAUGUGAUUUACAUUUGCGUAUUUUAAUAAUUUAACAAUUAUUUAAGAAGUCAUUCACAAUAACAAGAAAUAAUUCUGUAAUUCCGCGCUGUAAUAUUCCGCACAUGAAACACUGAUGUGUGUAACAAAAGGGUCCUGACAAACGAAGCUUGGUUUGUGGCGCGGGAGAGGAACUGGCGGAGGAACGCCUCACCCUCUCCGCGAUGGAAAGUCCUGCCUACAUCGCUGAUUUGUUGCUUGAAAAUUGUGAUCUGAUGGUGUUGUGCACUACAAACCAUACGCAGACUGGCUUUUCUAUUUAGCAUUAAACGAAAAGACGCGUCGCGUUCCUGGAAUUUACCCCAGGCUAUAUUUAUUGAAAAAAAAUGGAGCCAUUUUUUCUUUAGAAGUUAUCCGAUGUACGUUUGUAAUUAGAGCACGUUUGAAAUCUGCUAGAUGAAUCAGCCUCGAAUUGCAUUAGAAUGACACCAAGAAACUGAUGCAAAUGAUUUGGCUUUCAUAUUACGUGAUUAAUAUUCAGCUAUAAGCGUGUGUGUUGUGAAUGUUGCAAGCAAUGAUAAUUUAAAGCUAAUUAAUUCCUAUUUGGCUUUUUGCUUUUUUCUAUGACAACCUUAUUGCAAUUAGGUGUAUCUUUCAUAAAGUGGGUGUAUGCGGACCUCUUUUUGGGAGAGACCCCGUGACUUUAAAUUGUUUUGUUUAUAGAAGCUGCUUUCUGUACUUUUAUCGAUUGCAAAUUUGGUACAAUUACGUUACGUGUUGAAAUUCAUCGGAAUUCUGUGUAAAAGCCUGUGUUCUAGUUUUCUGUUACUGUUUUUCUCUUUUUUAAACCUAGAUUAAUUAAACAUGGUAAGUUGGUGUGAAUGUGGCAUAAAUGAUGUUUCUAAGUUUUCAUUCACACCUUGUUAUCUAAACCAUCUCGCGUUGUUAUUUUUUAAGAAAGAAUUUCACAACCGCUAUUUAUCUGUUUGUUGUCCGCAGACUGUAGUCAGCUGUCCCCUGGAGACUUUGUGUUCUCAUGUCAUAGCUGAACAACCAUCCAAUCAGGAGCUAACAAACUCUGCAGCUACUUGGUUGUCAUGGUUGCAUCCUGAAGUCUUUAAAACCCACGAGGGGCGGUGAGAAUUUCUAUUUAACAUUCACAGUGUUUUUUUUUUUCAACAAUACCAAAACUGUAAAUCUAGAAAAGAAAUAAUAAAUUAAUUAAACAACAACAACAAAAGCAGACUAACGUGUGAUAAACUAGUAGGAAUCACAGAUUAAUAACGUGCGGUGGAGAUUCCAAUUCAUGGUGAUACCACAUGGUUUUGUUGCAACGGAGAACGUGUUGCCGUCAUUUUUCCCGAAAAGGUAGCAGUCUGUCAGCCGCAGUAAAGAGGACACAUCGACGACACCAUGGCAUUUCGCCCAAGGGAUCAGAAGUUUGAGCAACACGGUUUUUUUUUGUUUCUGAUCCAUUGUAGAAGUGGUACUGGGCAAAAGACCCAAAUAACUUUUGAUAAUGAUGUCAUUAAGUCAGUCAGAAAGCCAGGUAGAAAAAGAGAAAUAUUUUGAAUGGACAAUAAUUUGCAUUACUCCUCUUUGUACAUGUAGUUUACAGACAGAGAAUCAUUGAAACACUGUAUGCUUGUUUUCUCUCCGCCUAGGCUGGCUGCACUUCCUGAUAGACAAGCGACUUUUGUGCUGUAUAAACUAGCCGUAAAUCAACCUUCUCCUCAGUGGUCACUCUUCUUACGAGUAAGAUAUUCCACACUAACAGUAAAUAUUCUGCGUUACACUGUGAAUAUACGUAACGCCACUUUUGGAGACUUCCUCUGUGUUAUCACUGCGGAGCAAGUAGUUACAGAAAAAACCCUAUUUGCGAUGGACCCUCUGUUGCGAUUUAUGGUCCUGAGGGUUUUAAAUGUAGUGGGAGCUUUAUCAAACUAUAAACGUUUCAUAAUUAAUCAAUAACUGUGACUGAUGAUGUAGUAAUGAUUAUUUUAAAAAUUUGUUGUCUUUAACUUAGGCUCUCCUAAGCAGAAAUGCAAGGCUUCCUGUUACAAUUGUCAAAUAUGGAGGUAUGGUUGUGCAGUUAGUUUUAGGCUGUAUUAUUAAUGGUCCCAUUCAUAUUCAACCUGUUAUCAGUAAGUGCAGGUGAAUGAGGUUGAUGAGUUAUUCGUAAACAGUACACCUCUAGGGCCAUUUAAUGUCAGGCUGGCAAUCGCGUCAAUUUAGUUUCUUAAAUUGCCCGUUACGAGAAAGAUUUCUGGAUUAUAAAGUUAACCCAUUUACCUGUGGGAAUUUGAAGCUAGUCGAGCGGUUUUCUAGUCACUGUUAUGAAGAGCUAAAACUUACCACAAAGCCGUUUACAUGUCCUACACUUCGCGGCCUUCUGAUCCAGAUAAAAAGUAUUAGCUUGCGUAGUUCGGGAAUGCGCAGAAAGCAAAAUUUCGAGAUUUUGUGUUUAAGAGUGGCACGGCAAUCUUGACUUUUUCUUCUCACUUCGUCUUUCGCUUUUCUUGCCUUAUUUUAUUUUUCUCUUUGCUGGGCAUUUAGUAGGCUUUAUCUUGGUGGGAAAUGUUUUUGAGAAAGCUUUUAGGAUCUUAGUGGAACAAGAUGUUCCUGGAAAUUUUCGGGACAAUGUGACAUGGUUUUUUACCUUUUUUAUCCGGCCUCCUUGACCGAAUCAUGCCCAUUCUGGUAUGGUUUGAAAGAUCUCCUCACCCUGCGCAAGGUAGCAGGCAAAGUUGUCCUUGACCGUUAAAACUGGUGACGUCACAAGCGGUAGAAGGGACAUGGAUCCGCAGGGGCGGUUACGGGCGGCUCAGGGGCAAAGGGGUUAAGGUUUUGUCAUGUGUAAAUUGAACCUCUCUGACCCGCGCUUUUCACCAACAUAUCACUAACAUAUCCGCGCUAUACACACAACACACACAAGAAAAAUUAACUCAAACUUACAUGCACUUCCCAUACCAUCAGUCAAGCUGGACUUGGAUGUAUAAUAUUUACAUGAUAGUCUGCCAUGCGACACUGCCUUGUAAGCUAGAGUUAGUUCAGUACUGAAAAGAUUCGCUUCUUGUAAGGGAAUCCAAGACAGUUUUGGAUUCUGGAUUCCACGCCAUGGAUUCCAGUCUUUGUCAGUGGUGAAACCUGGAUUCCGGAUGCUAAUCUUUAGUGGGACUCCAGAUUCUUUAAGAUGUAUACCGGAUUCCACGAGGAAAGUUUCCCGGAGUCCGGAAUCCGGACUCCCUUACACUGGGCGAAAACACUAUACUAAUGCAUUUUAGUAAAAUCCAACUAGUGGUCUAUUAUCAAUGCUGCGUUCUGAUUGGUUGAGCUACUACUAGGCUAUAUGUUAUAGCCCACUAGUAGCGAAAAGCGCCGGCUUUGAAAACCAAAACAAUGGCAGCUGAAUCGCGUUUUGCUAGUUAAAGUUGUUUUGUCCUGAUAUUUUUGACCAACUAGUUGGAUUUUACUAAGACAAUUAUUCCUCUCGCCCUCAUGGCCUCUGAGUCAAUAGCCCAUUCGGUCUUCGGCCUCAUGGGCUAUUGACUCCGAGCCCAAUCGGGUUCGAGGAACAAUUGUUAAAUAUGGAGAACAUUCAUAGAGACUCGCAUCACUGUUAACUACUGAGCCAGUACAUGUACUUACGCUUUUCAGACCUCGGCAGCCUUAAAACACCAGUAAAUUCAUCAAAAACGGUUGAACCUGUGCCAUCGUCAUGGUUCGAUGAGAGGGUAACAUCAUCAGAGGAAACUGCCAAGAAGUUUAACAAGGGUUUGGUGUGCUCCAUCUAUCACAUUCUCUUCCACUCUUCAAAUGAUUUCCCAGGACUUGUUAAUUAUCUCAUGGCCAUAGUCAGCAGGUAUUGAUACGUGGCAAAUGCCGCAUAAGAAGUAAAGACAGUUGCUUUUGGUCCUCAUAUGCAUAAAAAUCAAUUAUCGACUUACCCAGAAUGGAAUGGAAAACGUCCAGACUUCUGAUUGGUCCGUUAACAGCAAUCUUUGGUUGGGUUCUAUACCAAUGCGCUCUACUUCUGACGUACCAUUUGUAAUAGUGUACUGUGCGACUUAACAAAUGAACAACAAACAACUCGCAAUUUCUCGGCCGUCACUCUGUAUUAAAAGCAGUAGUGUCGAAGCGUUUGACCAUUUUGCCUUAUUAAUCAGUUCGGUUGACAUCACCAGUAUUUUGUAUCAGUACCUCUCGGCGAUUACUGCUCACUUUUAUAGUAGUUUUGUUUCGCUCUGCUCCGCCUAAUUCGUACGAUGUUUUUCUCUUUAAGGGAGGAUAGCUGGAAGCUGUUUGACUCUACCUCUUCAGGUUUAAAGAUUUCAGACGCUAAAGAGGUACUUUCACGUGUAAAAGAUCAUACUUAAGUUUACUUAAACUCAACACACGAAUUGAUCUGAAUUCUUAUCUCUGAAUAUGGUUGCAAAGUCCAAAUGAAACAAUUUUGAAAAGGUGCCAUUGAAAAAACCUUCAGGAGACAAAAACGUUAAUAAAACGUGGGGUAUCUGCCAUUUACAUGGGAAAAACGGAAAUUCCGGGUGGAAAAACAAAUAUUUCGUGCCAUUCCGUUUGAGAAGCUUCAGAAAAUAUGCACUGUGAUUUGAGGCGAUGUAAUUUUAAUCUUUUCAGCUGGUUUGGAUAUAAUGUGUAGCGGUUCGUUCUCCCACCACUUCAAAUUCUAUCGCUUUUUGUUUAAGAUUUCCACCCCGGAGGUUUGUUUAAAUGGUAAGCACCCAUGGUUAAAAAGGUUAGAGAGCUAACGAAAUGAAAAACCCCAGGAAGACGAUCUUAUGCCGUGUGAAUGAUGUGGUCGUGUGGAAAAUGACAAGAAUAUGACUUCAAUGCCGCACCUCAAACCUGAUGUUGAGAAGACUAAACUAACGUAAUAAACGGAAAGAAAAACGCGAAGAACGUGCUGGGUGUCAAAAUCCCCGGUAGAUUGCGAUAGCAGUUAAAGAACGGCAAGGUUUUUCGUGCCUCUUUGCUCCAUUUGCUUGAUUCCUUCCUUUAAAAUAAUUCUUUUAUUUUCUGUGUAGCAUUUUUAAGGUGCAGUUUCAUUUUCCCGUCACUGUUAGCAAUAGGGAAAACCUACUCACCAAAAUUGAAUUAGACUUAGGCUACUCGCAAUUGGCCGCAGUUUUUUUCGUUACGGGGCACUGGGUCGUAGUUGAAUGGUUUCAGUUCUUUAGGGAGACAAUUGGUUUUGAUUGGUCUUCUGGGAAAGCGCUCGUUCACACUUUAGCAGGAGCCAUUAUUAAAUCAUGAAGGUUGUUAUUUUAUUUCUGAAUCAACCUAGUUUUGGGUUUGGAGCUGAUUAUUUUUGCUCUCUUGUGUUUCGCUAGAGUCCAGUGUGGCUGGAUUGUGUCUACAGGACGUUUGACCCGUACAUUGUCAGGUUCGUUUUUGCAUCUAUUAUUGUACUACAGAAUGUGAUCAACUCCAAUCAGUUUUAAUUUUCGAGGAAGAGAUCUCACUAAAGCGAACUUCACGCCAUUGGUUCUUACCAUCGAGUCUACGUAAAUACAUUUAAUGUCCUUGCUUCUUCUAUUAUCUUGGAGAAAAGGCUUUAAAAUGAUAGUGCACUAAGUUUCGAGAAUUGCACUGUAAAUUGAGAAGCCUCAGAAAACAGCCGACAUUUCGCGGCGGUAUCACUGGUUUCCCCGCGAAAUGACGUUGAGGAAGGAGCGCGGUAAUUCCAUACUGAUGACGUAUCACUUCCCAGAUCUGGGUAGUGCUUCUGAUUGGUAGAGCCGCGUAGGAAAUUUGCUUCAACCAAUGAGAGGCAUUACCCAGAUCUGGGUAGUAACACGUCAUCAGUAUGGAAUUUCUUUGCUCGUUCAUCAGGCGUCAUUUCGCGGGGAAACCAAUGUUGGUGUUGUGAAAUGUCGGCUAUUUUCUGAAGCUAUAGAUUGAACUAACCGCUUAAUUGUUAGCUCAGUUUGCCGGGUACCUGACGUCGGGGCGGCAGCUGCGGAUUCUAUUCCUUGCCUAACGACCACGCAGGAUCUUAAAAUACUUGAGCAGAGGGUGCUGCGUUUUUGUCACAUCUGCAAGAAGUUAGAUCUUUGAGUGUUCUCGGUUUAAGACGAAAACAAAUAAGACAAAAUAAAUAAAUAACGAUUUGCAGAUAGUACAUCCACAUAGUGGUUCUUCAUCUACCUGAUACCUGGUCGAAUUGGCAUUUGGAAAUGUUGGUUUUUGAGGAGAGGGGAAAACCGGAGUACCCGGAGAAAAAUCUCUCGAAGCAAGGUGGAGAACCAACAACAAACUCAACCCACAUAUGGCGUCGACGCCGGGAUUUGAACCCGGGCCACAUUGGUGAGAGGCGAGCGCUCUCACCACUGCGCUACCCUUGCUCCCCAGGAAAAAACCGUGGACCCUGUCUUACAGUACUCUUACGUCCUCUUGAUCUGGCCCUGUGGGCGUAAAAAAAUGGAACACUAGGGACUUAACAAAUCUCUGUUUAUGACCGCCCUGUUUUGCUGUCCUUGAUCUUGGGUGGGCAAGCUGUAGGAAGAGGCCAUACUAUAAGGAUUACCUCUUGAUCCUUCUUCAAUCUAGAGUAUGUACGUUAAUGAGCGGUACUAAAGUUCUUGGUCACACUUAAUUCAAUUGUCCAGGUUUUUGCAGCCGUCGUUGCUGUUACUAUGUGAACAGGACAAGAAGGUUACAAAAACGUACAACUUCACCUCCAUGAGUGCGCUACCAUGUAGCUGUCCACGCAAGAAGUCACCGAAGACUAGGGAUAACAAAAGUACGUUGUGACUAGCCUAGUCCCUAGAAAUUAUCUCUUUUCCCUUUGUCCUGGCCAAGUCUGAGAAAGGGCGGGCAAGUCUCUCCCGGUGACGCCUAGGGACUGGGCUAAGUUGUUUUCUUGCGGAGUUGUUUUUUCAUAUUAUGUGGUGUGUGAUAUUGACUAUUUUGACGUUGCACUUGAGAAUGUGCCGGUUUUGGGUGGAGGGCGGGGGGGGGGGGGGGUGAUGUUGGGAGGGGGGCGGCGCUGCGUCCGGUGGUGACUGUGGGGGUAUGUUGUAUUUGUUUUGUGUGUGUUUUUUUUUUUUCUUAUUUUGGUUGUUACGAUUUUGAUUGUUGACCGGGCGACGGGGCGGGGGUGGGUUUGGGGGGGGGGGGGGGGGGGGGGGAGGGACGAGUUUUGACGUAGUUUUCUUCCCAUCUUCGUACUAGUUAGUGAAUUAAAACAAGCGAUAUCGUCCUCAAAACAAUCCUAUAGCGAAAUUUGACACAACACCUAUCGAGACCGCACGGUGUAGACAAGGAUCUCAAGAGUCAAGACACUAAGGACGGCGAUAAGCCUGUUGAUAAUUUAGUGGCUGCGUUGUUAUUAUGGAUAAAUAACACAAUUUUCCGCCACCCCCAUGCAAUCAAUGUCACGUUUUUUUAUCUUUCCUCUUUGUUUUUUCGACUUUUUUUCUUUUCAAAUGUUCUUUCCUAUCCCCAAGGAAGACCUAAACAGUCAAUUUACGUCAAUUAAACUCCCUGUAGACUACCUGACAAUUGGUUGUGCACAUUUUUAACUUUGCGCCAGAUGUAAGAGUUACAUUUAACCUCAAUGGACGCAUACUUAAUUCUAGAUCACACUGAGGUCCUGUACAAUGCUCUUCAAGAUCUGUUAAAUCAGAUGACUCAGCACUUUUGCGCAAUUCCGAAGAUAAUGAGUCAAUUCUUGAACAAGUUGCAAGGUGUGUAUUUUAUAUAAAUCUUCUCUGGUUGCUCUAUUUACCCAGGCCACACAGUCUGUGUAAGGUAGUUCAUUCAAUUUUCGUAUGAUUUGCUUUGAAAGUUUUUCCUCCGCCUUGUGAGUUAGAGUAAACUAUUUGACGACACCAUUCUCGCUGCAUAAUUUUUAACAUCAAGUAAUCGCAGGGAUUUUAAAAACCCAUGCGAAUUCCCUCGGGUUCGCGAAUGCUUAUUGCUCUUGUAAUGCUUUGCGCCCCUCGACUUGAAAUUUGACCGUGCCGCCUAAAACAUGAUCAUUUCAAUGAUUGUGAUCCGGGACCACAGUCAAUUUUCGCGACCCACCCUCCCUCCCCUGGUGGAGGUUGACGGUUUAUUACCUCAGCAGUCGUGGACUUUCCCGUAACUUAAUAUUAUGUGGUGAGAUAACGAGUAUGCAAUGAAGAUAUGCUACCAUUUUUGCGUUUGUUGUGGGAGGCAGGACCACCUUCUCUGCGUGGUCGUCCGAGCCUUGCGAGUUUUCGUAGGGAAAAGACCGUGAGUUCAUGUCUUCGUUACUUUAAGACACUUAUAUUUGAACCGCGACCUCCCGCUCUGCAAGCCAUCUUUCUACCGACUGAGCUAGGGUUGCAACCCUUCCGUAGUUGAAGAGGCUUUUAUUGCAGACAGUAUUUAAUUUGGUCUUUCAUGAAUGUCUGAAUUUUGAUUCCCAAUAUUUUCAGAGUCUGUACAUCAAAAGUCAGUAGAUUUAUCAAGCGAAACAGUUGGAGUGAAGGUGAACACUUGUUAUUCAUGUUUUCUGAAAAUUAAUGUAACUAACUACAUGAAGAACUUCGUGUCUUAUUUUUUUUUUAGUUUCAUGAUCAUCCUAAAAUGUUACGUUCUGAGUAAAAAUUAAGUGUCACUUCUUUGAAAGCAUCAGUACAUUCUCUCAAACAGUACUCGAGGAUUUCGCUAUCGCAGCACGCUAACUCUCUUUGCCCGACGUCCUCGGAACAAUCUCUGUCUGUAGUUCCUUAUAGUAUAGGUAAUAGCCCUUCGUAAAAGAGUUUACUUAGACAAAACAAUUCAAACCAAGAGCAUUUUCAUCAAUAGCGUUAACGUGAAAAGCCUCAACUUAUUUGUGCAACUCACUCAAUAUCAGACAACCACUCAUGCAUGAUCUAGAGUAACCCGAGAACUGGCUUUUUUGGAGAGUAUAGGACUAAAACUACAGUAAAACGGGCAACAAAAAACGUGCAACUUGUUUUGCAACAUUGCUACAAAACGAGUCGACAAGCGAUGUUGUGCGUUUUGUGUUUGCUUUAUUGAGGACCGGGUUCACUUUAACUGCAGAUAGAUAAACAGCUUCUGGUAUGUUAUGUAGGCUAUUUUUUGGAAAUCCAUAAUACCCAUUUAGCGGGUUUCAAAUAGUGUCAUUUAGCUGAAUGUUUUACCCCUGUAUUGUCAUCAUCAUAUUUCUGAAACAAUCUGGGACUUGUUUUUUUGAUAGGUUCUUGCCAGCUUGUUGUAUCGCUGGCUCAGCGAUUUAGACAGAGUAGUGUCUGUUUGUGACGCACAGCUAAGCGCGGAGACUCAGAGAUGCAUGGCUAUGUUUGCUGAAAUAGUCUGGCAUGUUCUUGUUAACCUCGGUAGAACUGAAGGUUGGUGUUACUGUGUCGCAGCACUAAAGUGUUUAGUUGUGCCUAAUCUCGACCCAGAUCUCUUGUCGGCUUCGUCAGCGAGAGAUCUGGGUACGAGAUUUUAGUUGUGCCAAUAACUUGCUACGACACUCAACUUUUGUCGCGGACAAAUUACUUCUAAAUUACAAAUUUGCAGCUUAGUGAGAAAAAGUAUGUCCCCGAACGUUCUUUUCCAAGUUACAAACAACAGAGUUAAGCUUUGAAAAACUGUUUUGCUGUAUGAUCAGCUUUCAAAAUCCCAAUAGCAGUCUACCCGUUUUAAUUUUCUUCAGUUAUGUUCAUCCACGCAUUGUUUUCUAUUUUUUGUGUUUUUCAAAUUUUUAUUCUUCACUGUUUUAAGCAGUAAUUCCCCCUAAAUUUGUUUGACAUCGCUUCUUAAAGGACUUUGAAACAGUGUUUGGAACAUUAAGUUGUUUUAAGCGAUAGUAAGAGAGUGUAAUGGAACAGAGGGGAGGCGCCCAGUUUAGCCCUUAGGAUAUGUGAAUAUCGCCAAAGUUAUUUUUAGACCAAUUGCUGAUUUGCAGGUGACGUCAUGGCGGCCAUGUUGGUAUUCAAGAACAAAAGCAUUUUUCUCCUCUGGGAACUAAACUCUAUUUUCAUGUGAAUUCUUCAAGAAAACUGAAUUCUAUUGUAUCGACCCCCAACAUGGCCGGUUUGUCACGUGGUUGCAAACCAAGAAUUAAUCGGAAGUUGGUUUCUGGAGAGGUCUGCAAACUUUUGUUCAGUGUUGUCAGGAGAGAACUCAACUGUCGCUAUUACAAUAUGCUUUAUUGUUUGCUUUGACCGUUAGAGGCAGUCGCGCGUGGACUUGAUGACGUCUCAAACAAUCGAUUAAAAUGUGCGUACGUCUCAGGAAUCAGACUUCCGUUUAAUAAGAACCUCUAAAAAUAACUUAAGUGAAAUUCACAUAUCAAGUGUCUUAUUAUUUUUUCUUGGCAAUAGACUAUACUUAUGUUGUGACCUGCGUGUACUUGUAUAAACUCCUCAGGUGGUGUGAGGAAUCCUGAUUUGCCGUCAGACAUGGAUGCUCUUUUGAUUUCCAAGAGAGACUGGUUGAAUCAGAAGGUCGGCCAAAUCAAGACGCAAAUUGCAAGCCAGUAAGUCUUUUUUAUACCAUUGGCUAUCAAUGCAGGAGUUCCUCGCCUUUAGGGAGAGUUGGCUAUUGCCGCUCAGAUCAACUAUGCAUUUGCUUUGGUCACGGUUUAGCAGCGGUGGUUGAGAGAGGAUUGGGACGGGGAAACGUUAGGAGAAGUAGAUGUUUGGCCUUCAUUGUGACUGAAGCAUGCGUCUUCUUUGUGCCAUGCUUUGUUCGAAAUCGCCAAUUAUUGUUAUUUUGACCAAUUUCACUGUUACGGUUAUUUUUAAGAUUACUCAUUGGAGAGCCAUGAGACAAACGGUACCUCUAUUUUUAAAGUUGCUGUUAAUUUUUUGAGCAGCUGAGUUCUCCAAAGUUAUAAAAGUUUCCAGGGGGUACCCUUAUGAUAGUCGUGUUUGUGUCUCCGCAGAGCGUUUGAAGAAUAUCAAGUGGAAACAGUGUAUGAAUCAGUAGCUGAUCUUCACUUCACUCACAUGGUAGAUGCUCUGAUGAAAGACAAAAAAGGUGAUUUUUUGCUAUCGUAGCGUGCGUGCGCGUUUUUCGUAUCACUUUUUCCUGCACGACUUCACUGCACUACUAUCUUGGAUUUCCUUCAUUCUCAUGACCUUAGUGUUAUGUUUGAAUAAGCAGUGACAUUAGGUGAAAUGAGCCUCCUAACAAUCUAUAUACUUCUUUUUUAUCGUUACAGGUUCAGCAUCUUUACGGCAUGCUUACAACUUUAUUCAGGCAAACAAGGUACCAUUUAUCACUGAACGGCAGUGAUCGAGCAAUUAUAUUUAGCUAGAAAAGUAACGGUAAACCUUGGUCCAGCUGAACUCGUGAAAGAAUCACAGUGUGUUUUUAUUCACUAACAUUAAUGGAGGACACUGUUACAACGUACUCUGUAAUUAUAUGCACGGCACAAAAAUAGCAGUUGUCAGAAAAAAAGGCUGUACCGUAGUGUUGAUGAAAAAAACUGAAAUGAGAAAUUUUCGGCUCGGUAGCACUUAGAAAGACGCGUAUCACAUGUAGACUAAGUAAAUGGCCUUGUUCUCGAAGGCAAAUACAAAAUAAGAUCGACCUCACCAAAGGGAGGUUUAGUGAGCCCGCGAGACUGAGCAACCCCUACAAAUCCUUUUUUUCAGUAAGACCGCUGGACACAAAACCUCCCUUGGGUCGAAGUUAUAUUGUCACAACCGUUCUCCAAGCGUUUUCCAGUGACUCAGUGGAUAGGACAUCCGCCUGGUGUUGGGUGGUCGUAGGGUCUAAUCCUGUCGGGUUUCAUGAUUUUUCCUUUGUCCUGCGCUUUUGACUUGGAGAUUAUUAGAUCUCUUUAACUCACUACUGAGCUAGAAAAAACUCUAAUCUUUGUUAUUAACUAGUUUGGUUAUAAUCUUGCAUUUUUUGUAAUGCGUGUGGUUUUACGUUUACACAGGAUUGGCUUUUGAAUCUCGUUCUAGUUCCGGGCCACAUUCUUCCUCCUGAACCAUCACGUUCACGUCAAGGCAGCAAGCAAAGCUCUGGUUUUAACCCACUCAAACAGUUUGCUAUGAUUGGCGAGUACGCUUUUAACCAGGAAAAGAUUGCGUCUUUCCCGUUUGACUGGAAUAAGCUGUUGCAGAGUGGCCUAUGUUCAUCAACGGAAACGGUCAAGCGACUGGUGUUUAACAGAAGCGAACUUCAGGAAGGGGCGUGUUUAGAGGACAGCGAGAGAGAGCUUGUGAAUGCUCUUAAAGGGCAUUAUGGCGUUACUGUGGGUGGAGGGGACGGGGAACAAGCAGGGUAAAGAAAAGUCACUUCUAAGAGUAGCCGGAGGAAAAAUAGAGUAAAAUUAUCUAAUGUAAACGGGAAAAAUACGUAUCAUGUGUAGUGUCAGAGAAUAAUUGUAGAGGGACAGCAUUGGGCGCCAAGACGACACAGCGCUUUUUCAUUGGCGGCAUUUUUUAAAGUAGAGAGUUUCAAUCCCUCUUCUGCGAUUAAUAUUGGCCAGUUUUGUAGGACGCGGAACGAAUACGAUUCACCUCCGGACAUUUGUUGUUCCGACUGGCAAAGCAUUCUGGUGAUGGUGAACUUCCGGUUGGGAAGUAAAUGAAGAAACACGACUUUUCGGGUCGUUGCAGUGGAAAACUUCGGGGAGCAACGGAACCUCUGAAAAGGCAGUUCCUGUUUCCCUGACGGUCGGAAUUGUAAACACGAUUCUGGGACGAAAACGUAACGUUAAUAAACCCAAUCCGUAAACCGACCGGUUUGCCCAUGUAAAUGGUGUAGAGUAAUCUGCUGAUAAUGAACAGAGCAGAUUGAUCUCUGUUUUUGGAUUUUUGUUCCAGCAAGGAAUCUGAAAACGAACUCUGCCUUGGGCGGUUAUCAGAGCAAAUUAUAAUUUUGUCCUUGAGAACAGAAAUAACAAAAGAACGAAAGGCAAAUCCAAUUGAACUUGAAAUGUCAGUAAUUAAAACUUCGAACGGCCAUUUCAAUUUUCUUUUUUCACUCGUGAAGAUUAGAAUACUGAUUUUUCCUAGUUUUGAAACUCUCAAUAAUAGUCUGUUUGAGAAACUGGAAAAUAACUUCUGAACAGUGAGUCAAAUAAAGUGAAUCCAAUUUCUGAAAUAAAUAAAUAAAUAAAUAAAUAAAAUUAUGGAGGAAAAUUACCGUGAGGUCCUCCUAAAAGUAAUAAUAAUUCCCUAAUAAAUUCAAGAACUAGCAGACCCAAAAUAAAGAAAACAAAUAUUUUUUUCGACAGUGCAAAAUCUCCAGCAACGAAUAUCAUAAUACUUAAUGCUGUUUCGUUAUUAUUCGCUCUAACAUUUUUCAGUUUCGUUGUUUUCUUUCGUCAGCAUGUCCGUUCCGGAACUCUGUCUGGUGGGUCACGCGCAACAAACUCUCCGGGCCAGAAAUACUUUCGCCGCGCUAACGUCGAUUUUGCUGUCGCACAGUAAACUACAAAGUUUUGCUCGCUAAGGUAGUUUGGUUGUUUCUAUAUGUUGCGGAUGCUAUCUGUAACAUCGAGAAACAGCUUAGUAGCUCCCGCUGAGUUUCCAACCUCUUUAUAUAUUAUUUGUAGUUUUCGUGUCUGGUUUUUCCUCUUGUUGAGGAAAAAAUGGCUGUCAAAGUAUUUAACGUCCUGGCCCGGGUUGCUCGAAGCAUGGUUAGUGCUAACCAGCGUUAAGUACCAUGGAAACCUAUACAUUUUGAUACCUCUUAACCAACGGUUAGCGCUAACCAGGCUUCGAGCAACCGGCCCCAGAUAUUUAUAAAAUAUCUUUGAUUGUUUAGCAAAUACUUACUUAACUUACCGCGUAAACAGGUUUUGAAAAUGUAAAGACGUAAUAUAUGAAUGACAAUGUACACUGAGAUGAUAUUUAAGGUUCUCUUGUUUUACUUUCCAAUUAAAAGGAUGUAAAAAACAAUAGACCUUGUCACGGUUUUCGACGCCAUCUUGACGAGUAGGCAAACGCGUGAGAAAUAACAGUGAUUGUAUGAGAAUCUAAUGUCAAAUAAUUUCCGUAAAACGGCUGUUCUGAAAAAAAUACGAUUUGUAAACUAAAGCUUUACUCCUAAGGAUUCUCUUGAAAAAAUUUGAGGGCGUUACAUGCACUAGAAGACCUAGAACCACUUUUUAAAAUUUUCUAUACAUUUGUCUGUAAGAAAGUCCCGGAAAAAUUACAGACAAAUAUAUGGAAAAUCUAAAGAAAGCCUCUGGAGAAAUUUAAGCACAGGUACGCCCCAAAAUUUUUUUGGAGAAUCCUUUGCUUUGUAGCUUUACUUUACAAUUGAUAUUUUGUUCAGAACAGCCGUUUUACGGAAAUUAUUCGACAUUAGAUUCUCAUACAAACACUGUAAUUUCUCACGCGUUUGCCUACUCGUCAAGAUGGCGUCGAAAACCGUGACAAGGUCUAUUCCUGAAACUCAUUGAUAACACAAAAAUACCAUAUUUUCUAAAUUAAACGCCGGCGGCUUUUAUUUCAAAUUUGGCUUAGAGGACCCGGUCUUUGUUUCAAACUGUAGUUUAUUCAGAUCAGACUCUCUUUCACAAUGGGUCUUUGAUAGCUGUUCUCGACAGCAUUAACUGCACAACGCAUUAAUGCCCAAGGCGCCUUUAUAGAGCUUCCAUUUUGGCCCGGUGUUAAAUUUAGAAAGUUCUGGGCAAAAGAAAUUAAUGUUAAAUGAGAGUCUUGAAAUCUAAUAAAACUGUACUUCUAUUUAAUUUUAGCUCAAUUUAAUGCUCUUAGUCAAAGCAACAUAAAACUUGAGCAUCGUUGAACAAAUAAACUAACGUUUUUC